GAGAAAACAGCGGUAAUUGCAACUGAUACGACAAAUGUUAGUGCUUAUUCAGUCGAAAUUACCAGAGACGUCUGACAGUCUAGCUGUCACUGAGCUGGGUUAUUAGUAUGGGUUAAACUGCUGAGGCUGCUGAAUGGCAGCAGGGUGUGAAGAGGUCCACGCAUGCAGCGAGGAGGAGCAGGACGAGGCGGCAGAUGCUGAGGAGGCCAUGCUGUGGCCCAUCCAGGAGGCCCUGGAGAGACAGACCCUGCAGAUCGGGGCCUCAGCCUGCGGGGCCACGGCCGUGGUGGAUGUGCUGAGGGCCCUGGGCGUGGAUGUGACCCCCGAGAGAGCCGACCAAUGUGUGCGAACGCGACUGAGGAGGAACGAUUCACCGCUGCCCGACUACCUGCUGUCCCGGAGCCAAGCAGGGGCGACUCACACCCAACUCAUCCAAGGAGCAGAAGAUGCCAGUCAAGGUCAGGUGACGGGCCGCUUCUUCCACUUCCACCCUCGCCGCCGGGCGAAGCUCGUCCCCUGGCUUUCUAAGUGGAUCCGAAAAGGUGCUGUUCCCGUGGCAACCAUGAACAUGCAAGUUGCCGUACCAGAGGGCGAGGAGGUGCCCGAUGCCUGGCACCAUCAGCUCAUAUUUGGUGUAACGUCCAAUGCUGUUUUUAUGACCAACCCGUUAGAUUUAGUAAGUGAAGAGGAGGUGCAUCAGAGACUCUGCAGUGAAUCUGUGCUGCUGAUUCAGCGACAAGACGUCUUGCAGAGAUUGACAUCUGACUGCUGUCUGUCCAGUCUGUCUGAGAGCCACACUGACCCACGGUGGAAAGCCUUAGAUGUUGAGGGUCAGGUGAGACAAAUGGCCCUCGAAGAGGAGCAGGAGCAAGAUCGAGCCACGUUAACGCACAUCACAAUCCCUGCAGCAUACAGCUCAGGCAUCACACUCUUCACCCUGCGACACACAGACUUAGGUCAAGAGCUCCUCAAUGCUCCUCAACUCCCUCUGGCGUGACUGGACAAGCACACAAGGACUCGACUUAUUUAUUUUAAUUCAAAUAAAAAAAUGUAAUGAGACCUAAAGACUAAGUGUUUAGCAUCAGUACAUUUCACAUCCGUCAGUGACCUUCACCCAACCAUUUAAUAAAUAGCAGCAAUAAAAGGACAUUAUGACCUUCAA
Molecule: messenger RNA, 1162 nt
Organism: Betta splendens (Siamese fighting fish)
Lineage: Eukaryota; Metazoa; Chordata; Actinopteri; Anabantiformes; Osphronemidae
Exons: 5
Coding region: 134-997 (287 amino acids)
Source: RefSeq, a predicted model, not a curated record